AUGCCUGCCUCAGUUACCGUCUUAUGUUAUAUAACGAAUUAUCGUAAAUCAUUUACCAAUAAAGAUCUUACAAUUGUUGAAGCUUCGGGUAUUGUAAGAUCUCGAAGCUUAAAUUCUCCUCUUAAUGUUAUCUUAAUUGGAUUUUACCCGACGAAUACAAUUCAAGAAUUAAGUUUACCUAAAUUUGAGAAUGGAGAUGUAGUGCUUGUAACCGGAAAUUUUCGUAUCAUUGAAAAUAUAGAUAAUGAUAACAAAAAAUAUCCAAUAUUAAAACCAAUAAUUGAUGAAGAAGAUAUAACCAUAAAGGUUUCAUCUAGAAAUUUUAUUGAUCAAGACUAUAUUAAUAUCGAGAUGAUAGUUAAAGGAAGUAUUCGUCAUAAAAAAACUACACCUACCACAAAACCAUAUUCUAAACCUAAUUUUCAUUCUAUCCGUCCUAAAGUUACUGAUCUAUCAAAUAAAUUUUUAAAUCAAAAUUCAAAUACAUCAACUAACAACUUCCUCAGUUAA
Messenger RNA from Dentiscutata erythropus, 510 nucleotides. The record is from the annotation of a GenBank genome assembly. Lineage: Eukaryota; Fungi; Glomeromycota; Glomeromycetes; Diversisporales; Gigasporaceae.